Molecule: messenger RNA, 3218 nt
Organism: Ochotona princeps (American pika)
Lineage: Eukaryota; Metazoa; Chordata; Mammalia; Lagomorpha; Ochotonidae
Gene: PLA2G4D
Product: phospholipase A2 group IVD
Exons: 20
Coding region: 335-2782 (815 amino acids)
Biological process (GO): glycerophospholipid catabolic process
Cellular component (GO): cytosol
Molecular function (GO): calcium ion binding; calcium-dependent phospholipid binding
Source: RefSeq, a predicted model, not a curated record
GUUCCUGGCUGACCAGAUACCCAGGGUUUCUGGCUUGCCUGUCGGCCCCCAGUGAUGAGCCCAGCUCAGGCAGGGUGGGGCUGGGUUACAGGGCGAAGUCCUCUGUCCCAAUGUUCCAGGUCCCCGUGGAGCCUGGAGCUUCGCCAGGGUUUCUGCAGGUGCUAUCUGACACAGCUUCUCAGGAGAGCCGGAGGGUGCUGGGCUCCAUUCAGGGGUGGAGUCCUGGCCUGUUUAUAGGAGCCUGGCGCCUUCACAGCAGGUCCCAUCCCAUCGGGACAGUUGCCGCCACCAGCCUGGCAGCCAGCACCUUGGCAGGACAGCCGGAAGGGUCAGCAUGGAGAGCCAGUCACCUGGCCAUCCUAACCAGGGGGAGGCCUCUGCCUGCUGGCGGCUCACCGUGAAGGUGCUGGAGGCACGGAACCUGCACCGGGCAGACCUGUUGAGCGAGGCUGAUGCGUACGUGAUCCUGCAGCUGCCGACAGCACCCGGAGUGAAGUUCAGGACCAGGACAGUGCCCAAUUGCAGCCACCCUGUGUGGAAUGAGACCUUCAGUUUCUUAGUCCAGAGACAGGUCAAGAAUGUUCUGGAGCUGAGCAUCUACGACGAGGACUCAGUGACGGAGGACGACAUCUGCUCCAAGUUCUUCUACGAUGUCAUAGAUGUCCCCCCUGGCCAAUGGCUCCACAAGACCCUCUCCUCAAGUCUCCAGGGACAAGAGGAGCUGGAUGUAGAAUUCCUGAUGGAAAAAUCGUCAGAACGUCCAGAAAGCCUCUUCACCAAUGGUGUCCUUGUGGCCCGAGAGCUGGCCUGCCUGGAUGUGCGUGUGGACAGAGUCGGCAGUGUCUCAGCAGCCACAGGUCAGGCCGAGCUGGAACUGGAACUGAAGGGGUCCUACGAAGACACACAGACGGUCGCCCUGAACACAGCCUCCGCCUUCUGCUUCCACUAUCUGGCGGCUCAAGACGCAGAGCUGAGUGGGCGCCUGAGGGGCUUGACAAGCAGUGGCUGGAAUUCACACCACUCAGUUGGGCGCCUCCUUGUGCCACUCAAGUCCCUGGCCGUGGGGAAGGAGGUGACUGUGCAUGUUCCUGCUACAAAUGCCUCAGGAGUGAGGCUGCAGCUCCAGGCAGGGGGCUGCCCUAGGGACCUGGCCGUGCGGCUGGGCUGCGGGCUGUGCACAGAGGAGCAGGCCUUCCUGAGCAGGCGGAAGCAGGUGGUGGCCAAGGCCCUGAAGGAGGUGCUGCAGCUGGACAGAGACCUGCAGGAAGACGAGGUUCCCGUCGUGGGCAUUGCGGCCACAGGAGGAGGCGCCAGGGCCAUGACCUCGCUCUAUGGCCACCUCUUGGCCCUGCAGAAGCUGGGCCUCCUGGACUGCGUGACCUACUUCAGUGGCACUUCAGGUUCAACGUGGGCAAUGGCCCACCUGUACGGGGACCCUGAGUGGUCACAAAAGGACCUGAAGGGACCCAUCAGCCAUGCCCGGGAGCAUCUGGCCAAGAGCAAGCUGGACGCCUUCUCCCCGGAGCGCCUGGCAAGCUACAAGCAGGAGCUGGAGCUGAGAGCCCAGCAGGGGCAGCCCACGACCUUCGUGGACCUGUGGGCCCUGGUGCUGGAGUUUAUGCUGCACGGCCAGGUGAUGGACCAGAAGCUGUCAGAACAGAGAGCUGCGCUAGAGCGGGGUCAGAACCCACUGCCCCUCUACUUGAGCCUCAAUGUCAAAGAGAACAAUCUGGAGACCCUUGACUUCAAAGAGUGGGUGGAGUUCUCCCCCUACGAGGUUGGAUUCCUGAAGUACGGGGCCUCCGUGUCCCCUGAGCUCUUCGGCUCUGAGUUCUUCAUGGGGCGGCUGAUGAGGAAGCUGCCUGAGCCCCGGAUCUGCUUCCUAGAAGCUAUCUGGAGCAACAUUUUCUCCCUGAACUUGCUGGAUGCCUGGUAUGGCCUCACCAGCUCCGGGGAGGCCUGGAAGUACCACAUCAAGGAGAAGAUCAGGAACAUGGAGACGGAGCACACCCUGGCCUCCCCACAGGUUGCCUUGCAGAAGGAGGCCUCAUGGUUGCAGCCCGGCACGGCCCUGGCCCAGGCAUUCAAGGGCUUUCUGACAGGCAGGCCGCUCCACCAGCACAGCGCCAACUUCCUCCAGGGCCUGCAGCUGCACCAAGACUACUGUAACCACCAGGACUUCUCCACCUGGGCAGACUGCCAGCUGGAUUCUAACCCUAGCCAACUGACCCCCGGGGAGCCCCAGCUCUGUCUGGUGGAUGCCAGCUACUUCAUCAACACCAGCUGUCCCACCAUGUUCUGCCCGGGCCGCAGGCUGGACCUCAUUCUCUCCUUGGACUACUCCCCAUCCUCGCCCUUUGAGGCGCUACAGCAGACAGAGUUGUACUGUCGAGCCCGGGGGCUGCCCUUCCCCCGCGUGGAGCUCAGCCCUCAGGACCAACAGGAGCCCCGCGAGUGCCACCUCUUCUCGGACCCUACCUGCCCCAAGGCCCCUGUCCUGCUGCACUUCCCGCUUGUCAAUGCUUCCUUCAAGGAUCACUCAGCCCCCGGUGUCCGGCGCCGCCCCACAGAGCUCCAGGCUGGUCAAAUGGAUCUCACCGGGCCCACCUCCCCCUAUGCCCUGCUCAACAUGACCUACAGGGAGGAAGACUUUGACCGCCUGCUGCAGCUCAGCGACUACAACAUGUGCAGCAGCCAGGGCAUCAUCUUGCAGGCCCUGAGGAACGCGCUGAAGCACCGGGCCUCAGAGCUGAGGCCUCCAGGCACCCAGACCUCAGGCUGAUGAGACCCCAGAACCCUGAGGGUCACACGCUGACCCUCUAGAGGCUAGGGGCUGAACCCAAUUCUCUGGAGUUCCCUGGCUCUGCCAUGCUGCUGGGCUCACUGCCCAGAGUGGCCUGCACCCUUCCCGCCCCCCAACCUCCAGAGUUCCCCCUUUGUUCCACACUGCCUUGAGAGAAGUUGAGAAGAAACUCUCCAGGCCAGUGUGUGGUGGUCCUAGCAGAUGCGCUUUCCACAGCAUCACAUUCAUGCAUCUGAGGCAGCUUCAGGCAUGAAGACUCCCAGCAUACCUUGCUCACUCUCUUUCUCUUUCUUCUCUUUCUCCUUCCCAAUCCUCCACCUCCUCCCAGUCUAUGCACCUUGCCCUGUCCCAAUUUAUUCCGUAAUAUUUUACUCUUUAAAUACUACUGUAAAUGGAAUUAUUUUCUCGAAUUUCA